Messenger RNA from Striga asiatica, 1848 nucleotides. The record is from the annotation of a GenBank genome assembly. NCBI's taxonomy places the organism in Eukaryota, Viridiplantae, Streptophyta, Magnoliopsida, Lamiales, Orobanchaceae.
CUCAGUUCAACUGUUACCCGGAGGCCGCCGCAGGACAUUGACCGGAUUAGAGUUGAAAACAUUGCUUAUGACUCGUGAGUCGUGAGUCGUGAGUCGUAAGCAACUUUUUCCGAUUACUUGUUCCCGCCAAAAACCCUCUAGGCACACUCUCAACCAUCGUACCGCUCAAACCCUAAGAGUAUCUUUGGGAAAAAAAAUCGAAUUUUUGAAACUAAUAGAUUUACCAUAGCUAACAUUUUCAAGAUCUAUUAGGAGGAAUUAGAGAAAAGGGUGGAAAAUGAGGGGCGGAACGGUUCAGAUUAACUGGCACGAGACGAAGCCGGUGCUCGCCUGCGAUUUCCAUCCGCUCUCCGGCCUCCUAGCUACCGCCGGCGCCGACUACGACAUCAAGCUUUGGGCAACAGUUUCGGGCAUUGAUGAGAAUAAGUCUCCUGGAGUCACUUAUCACAACAGUCUUUCGUACCAUAGUUCUGCUGUUAAUGCAAUUCGCUUCUCUCCUUCUGGAGAGCACCUUGCCUCUGGUGCUGAUGGUGGCGAACUGAUUAUAUGGAAAUCACAUGCUACUGAAGCUGGUGAAGUGUGGAAAGUCCUCAAGUCAUUGGUGUUUCAUCGUAAGGAUGUAUUAGACCUGCAGUGGUCUCCUGAUGGGGCAUAUCUGAUUUCUGGUUCGGUUGAUAAUUCAUGCAUCAUCUGGGAUGCUAAUAAGGGUUCUGUGCACCAAAUCCUAGAUGGUCAUUUUCAUUACGUUCAAGGUGUAGCGUGGGACCCAUUAGGGAAAUACGCAGCAUCCCUCAGUUCAGAUAGAACCUGUCGGAUUUAUAUAAAUAAGCCAGUAAAAGUAAAAGGCGUUGAGAAAGCAAGUUAUGUCUGCCAACAUGUCAUCUCAAAGGCAGAGUCUCAGACAACAGAUGAGCCUAAGGUUCUCACAAAAGCACACCUACUUCGGAACUACAGGCCGUCACUCAUGCUUCCUGGUGCCAGCAAACCUGUUGUAGCUGUACGCUUUUGCCCCAUGGCAUUUAAAUUGCAUGGAACAAACUCAUCUUCAUUUUUCAAGCUCCCCUAUCGCUAUAUUUUUGCUGUGGCCACUUUGAAUUCAUUAUAUAUCUUCGACACUGAAAGCAUUCAGCCGAUAGUAAUUGUAGCCGGAGUUCAUUAUGCUGCCAUAACAGACAUCGCAUGGUCACCUGCUGGUAAUUAUUUGGCAUUGUCCUCCCAAGAUGGUUACUGCACGUUACUUGAAUUUGAAAAUCAAGAACUCGGCUCACCUAUUUCAUUGCCAGGAGAAAAUAAUGUCAAUGGUGAGGCAAAGAUGUGCCCCAUUCCGGAAGCUAUCAAAGUCAGUAGUCAAGGUGCUUCCAUAGAAUGUAGAAACGAAAUGGCCGAGAACUUUAGUAAGGCUAAGGAUGAAAGUAAGGACGAAAGUCGUGCUUCACCAAGCACAGAAGUUCCUGCAGGUAAGGCCACCAAGAAGCGCAUUACUCCCAUGGCCAUUGAUUGAUUGAUUUAGGCAAUAUGUUGGCUUAUCUGUCAAAUCCUGCCCCGUCCUAUGAUAUAGAAUAUAGAAGGCAGGAAUUUACUUCAGUGUAAUGUCUGCAAAUGAUGGAGAAUUGAAAAAAAAACGUGUAGUUUGGGCUACAUUUCAGGCUUAUGACAUGCUUCUUUGCUUUGGUCACUUUUGUUUCGCAAGUGGUGGAUAAUUUACGGGCUAAUUAUGGCGUCGUUGCGGUUGGUAUGAUAUGAACUUGUAAACUAUUCAUGUGCUGAAGUCACAAUAUUUCAGCACGGAAUAAUGCUCACACUUUUCAAAAUACUAGGAAGAUGCACGUGCUUCUCACAUGAAAUUGU